This is a messenger RNA of Eleginops maclovinus (Patagonian blennie), 2756 nucleotides long. RefSeq names its product mannose-6-phosphate receptor (cation dependent) (gene m6pr). The record is from RefSeq and is a predicted model, not a curated record. Gene Ontology annotation, cellular component: Golgi apparatus; endosome; trans-Golgi network. Lineage: Eukaryota; Metazoa; Chordata; Actinopteri; Perciformes; Eleginopidae. Gene Ontology annotation, biological process: protein targeting to lysosome. Gene Ontology annotation, molecular function: protein domain specific binding. The transcript is spliced from 7 exons. Bases 299 to 1138 code for a protein of 279 amino acids.
CUUCCGCAAUAAGCUGUGUGUACUUCGUUAGCCUCUUGGAGACCCGUGUUUCACUCAUUUUUGAGAAUAAGCGCGUUUAAUAUCGAGGACAGAAACAGCGUGCAGCUAAAAACGUUCCUUUAGAUGUGAUGAGUUCAUGUAUAUUUACUUUAUUGUUUCUGCAUAACAACACAGCAGCUUUAUUAAGUGGACCAGGAAGCGACGUUAGCGAGAGGAAGCUCAUCAACGUUGGCUACAUGUUUAAACAAAGCUGUAACUAACAAAGAAGCUGUGCCCGCUUUUUACAGUAGAAGAAGUCAUGAAGUUGGUGUACAGUCACGAUGUAGGGCCCUUCCUGGUGUGGACCCUGGUGGUUCAGCUGGCACUCUGCGGCAGUGGGGUUUACGCCGCGGACGGUACAAAGAACUGUAAACUGUUAACAGAUUCUCCCUCAGAACGGAAAGCCCUUGACCGACUAGAGCCACUCGCCCAUACAAACUUUACAGCAUUGACCGAGAAUGGAACUGAGAGUUACACAUACGUGUUCCAGUUGUGCGGGGAUGCAGGGGGGAUUCAAGGAGCUGGAGUUAUUCAGUUUGAAACCAAGAAAACUGAAAGUAAACCAACAGUGAUUGGCAUGUAUAAUGCAACAGAGGCCAUUGGAGGAAGUGACUGGGUGAUGUUGAUCUACAAAGACGGCGACAGUUAUGAUGGCCACUGCUCCAAGGAAAGGAGAAAAGCCAUGGUCAUGAUCUCUUGUGACAGGACAAUAAGUUCGGACAAGAUGAAAGUGGUGCUGGAGGACAGGCAGAGGAAGCAGGAAUGUUUCUACCUGUUUGAGCUGGAUUCCAGUUCAGUGUGCCCACCUAUUGAAUCCCACCUCAGCACUGGCUCCAUAAUACUCAUCAUUGGUCUCUGUCUCCUGGCUGUUUAUCUCCUGGGAGGUUUUCUCUAUCAGCGACUGAUUGUUGGAGCCAAAGGAAUGGAGCAGUUUCCCAAUUAUGCUUUUUGGGUGGAGGUUGGCAAUAUGACAGCGGAUGGUUGUGACUUUGUGUGCCGGUCACGAAAUCGUGAGGAGGCCCCGGCUUACAGAGGAGUGGCAACAGAGCCAUUAGAAGAGGAGCCAGAGGAGCGAGACGACUGCUUACUACCUAUGUGACAUCCAUAUGUCAGGAAUGGGACAGACAUGUUCACUAUGUGACACGGCAUACUUUUUCUCAAGCUUCAGGUUAUUGGUAGACACAAGUCUUGUUUUUCUUGUGCUGGUUUAGGUUAGGACCUGUCAACUCUUUGCUUGUAUUCAAAACCUGUGCCUAAGGCAACUACUGUGUGAUCUGCUUGUCACUUAGGAGGGCAUGUCACGCAUUGGGCUGACCGACAUGUCUGCUCUUACCAUACCCCAUGCAUUUCCUUCAGCUGUUUGCUGUCAAACAAGUGAGUGAUUCAUCCAAGACUACAAAGUGACAAUAAAGACUGACACUUCAAUGGAAAAUUGGCACAAAGGGGAGAAGUUAAGGAGUUGGGUUUCUGAUUUUAACUCAAUGACAUAUUGAUCGUCUUUUUCCGCUUAGCUAAUGAUUGAUCGUUGUUUUUUUAAAUCAGUGCAGGUUGCAGCAAGCUGUUUUUUCUGCGUCAUGGUUCUGCAUUGACAGUUGCAGGUUACAAAACACGAGUGCUUUUGCUUGUGUCAUUUGGCUUUAAUCAGCUUGUUUUUGUGUUUUAAAAGUAAUAUGAAAAUGUUUAAUGUUUAGUUCUGUUACUAUGUUCGCACCCUUGCUACAAAGGUAGAAAUCACUGCAGAAACCACAGCUUGACUGAACUUGAAUUUAGCAUUUUCUUUUCUUACACAUUGCUAAUGUCUACCUAACAUUUCCAGCUUUCUGACUGACAUCCAGGCUAACUUACAUCUUACGUUCUUCUCAGAAAGGUCAACCUUUUCUGUUUAGUUGAUGUGAUAAACUUACAAGUUUGGUGUAUAACUAAGGAAUCCUACUAUUUAUCAGUGAAUUAUAUCUGAAAUCACUAUUGUUGGCUGUUAAUGCUACUACACAGUGAUGGAUAUUUAGAGGGAUAUUAAUUCUGCUAUUCAUAAUGUAUGAUUUGAAAAAGUAUGGUUUAUAUCUACAUGCAUUUUCAAAGUAAUAUAACAUUUGCAGCAGAGGAACAAUAUUCAUACUCGCAAAAACAUUUAAUUAGAAAACGUAUAUUUGGUAAACACCAAAUGCACACAGACUAACACUAUGAACAGUAAACAGCCCCCUUUUCUUUUUUUUUAGGAGGAUAAAGCUGCAAUGUAAGCACUUCAUUUCCUAUAAACUUUCGGCAUUCAAGUUUUUUUAUGGUUGUAUAAAUGUUACAGCUCUGAGUAUAAAAUAAUAUGAUGGUUAUGUCGAAAUGAUGUUAAAGUUUCAGUUGUGAAUUAAAUUACCAUAUUGUGAGAGAGCGCACUUAAGUUUGUUUGUUGAAUUGUUUAUUUUUCAUCAUUUGCUUUUUGUGUUUAAUGGAUUGACAUUUUUUUGCUUGGUUUGGUGAAGUCUGGUGGAAAUGGUCACUCCUGUGGAUGUAGUGAAAUUACCAACCUCUAGAUUGACAUAUAGCCGUUUUAGUUCAAGCAUGAUUUCCAACCAUCAAUCUUUCUGUUUGUUUCUUAAAUGAAACAUGAAAGUAGCAUAUGUGUGCCGGUUGUAGUGGGGAAAUAAGUGCACACACGUGUACUCAUCACCUCUGGAGAUUAAAUGAAUGUAAAAUGUUUUAAUAAAAACAUUUCAUGCACAGUA